This is a messenger RNA of Pieris napi, 2132 nucleotides long. Its product is annotated as putative inorganic phosphate cotransporter. Gene Ontology annotation, cellular component: plasma membrane. Gene Ontology annotation, biological process: monoatomic anion transport; transmembrane transport. NCBI's taxonomy places the organism in Eukaryota, Metazoa, Arthropoda, Insecta, Lepidoptera, Pieridae. The record is from RefSeq and is a predicted model, not a curated record. The coding region runs from base 240 to 1736 and encodes 498 amino acids. Gene Ontology annotation, molecular function: transmembrane transporter activity. The transcript has 9 exons.
CACUAACAAACUAUUGUGGGAUAAUAACAUUUAUUGUAACAUAUUUGCACCUGAUUAAACUGAAGCAGACGUGACCGAUAGGUUUUUGUAAGAUCAUUGAGAGGUUUUUGCGUGUCACCUGACGACUGAGCGAGGCUUCGCGGGCAGUCGUUUGGAGGCUAGCGCGCUCGCAUCUCGCUGUUACGCGCGUGUGCGCAUUUGUGUUUGCGCGAUUUUUGUGUUUACAAUAGUCUAGCAACAUGAAGUUACAUUUUAAAUUUUUCGAUGCAAUCCCAGCGCGGUUUAUCGUGGCUCUCAUGUUGUUUUUUGCCUGUUGGAUCAACUAUAUGCUUCGUGUUAAUAUGAGCGUUAACAUCAUAGCCAUGGUACCUGAAGACAAGACAACAAAAACGGUAGAAAGCGAAUGCAAGGCCGUGGCAAAUGACGUUUCAUUACAUAAUGAUACAGAUAUCACAAAGCAGUUGCGUCAGCCGGACGGUGUCGUCAUUUUCUCAUGGACGAACCAAGAACAAGCGUAUGUCCUGUCUGGGUACUUCUGGGGCUAUGCAAUCACAAGUCUUAUCAGUGGAACAGCAGCUGAGUUGUGGGGCCCGAGAAGAGUUGUCUUCGUGACGAUGUUCAUCAGCGCAGUUUUAACGAUCAUCAGCCCACAAGCAGCGAGACUUCACUAUAUGGUCCUUGUAGCUGUUCGAUUUUUUAUUGGAUUAGCGGCGGGCUUUCUUUUUCCGGCACUACACGCCCUAGUGGCACGUUGGGCGCCGCCCACCGAAAAAGGACGAUUCGUGAGCGCCCUUUUGGGAGGCGCGAUUGGUACUGUGGUCACGUGGUCUCUCACUGGACCUCUUAUUGAGACAUUUGGCUGGGAUUUUGCAUUUUAUGUACCAGGAAUAAUAGCAGCGUUGUGGUGCGUGGCGUGGUGGUUUCUUGUGUAUGACUCGCCCGUAUUGCAUCCUAGGAUAUCUGAAGCGGAAAAGGCGUAUAUUUUAGAAGCGAUUGGUGAUAAAGUUCAUAGUGACAGUACAACAAAAAUUGUGCCGCCCUUCAAAAAAAUAUUUACAUCUCUGCCAUUUUUGGCCAUGAUUGUCCUGCAUUACGGUAACAAUUGGGGAAUAUAUUUCGUGAUGACCGCAGCACCUAAAUACGUCUCAAGUGCACUUGGCUUCAACCUGACGUCCACUGGUACUAUCUCUUCAUUGCCAUAUUUGGCACGGAUGAUCUUCUCACUCAUAUUUGGAGCCAUUGGUGACAGAAUCGUAAAACGCAACAUGGUAUCUACCACGUUCAUGAGGAAGUUCUUCAGCCUGUUCUCUCACGUAUUGCCUGGGCUGCUUCUAAUAGGACUUGGUUAUACUGGAUGCGCGCCAAUCCUCUCAAUAGCGCUCAUUACUUUCUCUAUGGGUUCGAACGGUGCGGCAACACUGACGAAUCUUGUCAACCAUCAAGAUUUGGCGCCAAACUUCGCCGCUACGUUGUACGGAAUUGCUAAUGGAAUCGGAAAUACUGCCGGUUUUGUUACACCACUAGUCACCGCGUACUUCACUAAAAAUGGAAAUGGUUUUGCGGAAUGGAGACCAGUAUUCUUCACCGGUGCCUCACUCUAUAUCAUAGCUGCGAUAUACUUUAUUCUCUUUGGAACGGGUGAAACGCAAAAAUGGAAUUAUAUCGAGCCAGAAGAGGACAAAAGACCAAGCGCUAGCUCAAACGAUACCACAAUUACAAUCCAAGUUAAAAAUUAACCUAGAGGCCAUGAGAGGACUAAUUAAAAAGCUGAAAACUCUUGCCGCAAGGAAAUUUAAUGAUAUUACGAUGUGAUUCCAGAUUUAACAUUAAAAUUGUAAUAUAGGGUUAAAAGCCAUGACAAGAAGUGAAAUAGCAAAUUUAACAUAUUUCAUAUUUUUAUAAAUAUGUUUGAGAUUUUUAAAUUGUAAAUUUUAGCCGAUAUUCCAUAUUAAAUUAUUUAUGUACGUAUUUUUAUAUUAGAUUUAAUGCAAUCGAACGAAGAUUAGGCUCGUUAAUAAUUUGCAUAAAAAAGAAAUAUUAAAUAUCAUUUAUUAUAAUUUUGUCGUUAUGUAGUAGUAUUGCUUGAAUAUAUUGUUAUAAAAUUGCCAUAUGAAAAAAAGGGUGCGUGUACU